GCUACCCUCCCCCUAAGCAGACCAGGUUUUCCCAGCUUAUGAGGGGGAGCAGAGAGCCUUCUACCAGAGAAAGCGGAGAAGGCCUCCUCUGUGCUCUGUCCUGAUACUUGGCGUGCCCCCACCGUCCCUCCUUGGAUGGGGACCCCACUCCCCUCUCCUGACUCUGGCUUCCCUCCACAGCAGGGAGAACAGCUGCUCCUAUCAGAGUCCCCAGUCCAUGCCAUGGAGACAGAUCCUUCCCCUGACCUCUGAGAUUCCCCAGUGCGCCGGUUGCAACCAGCACAUCCUGGAUAAGUUCAUCCUGAAGGUCCUGGACAGACACUGGCACAGCUCCUGCCUCAAGUGUGCAGACUGCCAGAUGCAGCUAGCUGACAGGUGCUUCUCCAGGGCCGGGAGUGUCUACUGCAAAGAAGAUUUUUUCAAGCGCUUUGGCACAAAAUGCACAGCGUGCCAGCAGGGCAUCCCCCCGACCCAGGUGGUUCGCAAGGCUCAGGACUUCGUCUAUCACCUGCACUGCUUUGCCUGCAUCAUCUGCAACCGGCAGCUGGCCACGGGGGACGAGUUCUACCUUAUGGAGGAUGGCCGGCUAGUGUGCAAGGAAGACUACGAGACAGCCAAGCAGAACGAUGACUCGGAGGCUGGGGCGAAGCGGCCGCGGACCACCAUCACGGCAAAGCAGCUGGAGACACUAAAGAAUGCAUACAAGAACUCCCCAAAGCCUGCCCGGCAUGUGAGGGAGCAGCUCUCCUCCGAGACAGGCCUGGACAUGAGAGUGGUACAGGUUUGGUUUCAGAACAGAAGGGCCAAGGAGAAAAGGCUGAAGAAGGACGCGGGGCGGCAUCGUUGGGGGCAGUUCUACAAGAGCGUCAAGAGGAGCCGGGGAGGCAGCAAGCAGGAGAAGGAGAGCUCAGCAGAGGACUGUGGGGUUAGUGACAGUGAGCUGAGCUUCCGAGAAGAUCAAAUACUCUCAGAGCUUGGCCACACCAAUAGGAUUUAUGGCAACGUGGGGGACGUUACAGGCGGACAGUUAAUGAAUGGGAGCUUCUCCAUGGAUGGGACAGGACAAUCCUAUCAGGACUUGAGGGAUGGGAGCCCCUAUGGAAUCCCCCAGUCUCCAUCCUCCAUAUCGUCCUUGCCAUCCCAUGCUCCUUUGCUCAGUGGGCUGGAUUACACAGUGGACAGUAAUCUGGGCGUCAUUGCCCAUCCAGGGCAGGGAGUAAGCCAGACACUGAGAGCCAUGGCUGGGGGGCCCACCUCUGACCUCUCGACAGGAAGCAGUGUAGGCUACCCUGAUUUUCCAACUAGCCCAGCCUCCUGGCUUGAUGAAAUGGACCAUCCUCCUUUUUAGACCUUCCUUGCCACCUUACUUGUCCUGGCGGGAGAGAAUGUCUUCAAGGAUCAAAAAUACGCCAAUGUGAAUUUCCAUUAUUUUCAAUGGAAGGCCUCGGCCGAUUCCUAGGAGGUGGAGACCACACUAGGAUGCUGCUUUCUUGGGAAGAGACAGGAGAGCGGCCUCAUCUCUACCACAGCACAGGGGUGGACAGCCUAGGACUCCAAGGAUGCUGGCUUGUUGGCUCCCUCCCUUCCCACCCUGCUUACAGGCUUUGGCUGCUCAGCGCUUGGACAGCACCAGGUGACCGUGACAGGCCACCUUGGCCUUUGGGAACUCUGCUCCAGCUGGUACAUUUCUCACUUGGCCUCCCUAAUCACCCCUCUCACCAGAAUCAGGAUUCCUGAGGGAGAGGCACCAUGGUCCCCUGAGAAUAAUAAAAUGGUUUCUGGACCUCCUUGAUUACACCUUAAUUUUCAAAAUAAAGUCAGUUAUUAAAGGCUAGUAAAAACACCACGGCCAGUUUGAUAUUUAAAAAAAAAUGACCCCAUCCCAUUCUGUUUGCUGCUGUGAAAAUAAUGACUCUUUUCCCUACCUGCAAACGUAACCCAGAGUCAGUCUGGGUUUAAAAAAACAUCCUGUCUAUAUUGUUGAACCCCUGAUGGCAAGAAAUGGCUUCCACUGCAAGUGACUCUCACGGAGCCGAGUGACUCUGGAUCUUCCCACAGAGUCUGAUGAGUCCCCUUGGUACACAGUGCCUUUUAAUUUGCUCCCCUAGACAGGCUGAGGGCCACGAAAUGAUCAACGCUAGCCCACACAGACCAGAAUGACAAUCAGUGAAGACAUUUAUAGAUACGCUUGGAUCCCCAACACGAGGUCUGUUUAGCCACACUCGGAUGUCAGUCUUCCCCCACCUCCUGGUUUUGUGAUAGGGCAGAAGUAAGCCGGGAGAGUCCACAGUACUCUGAGAGAGUUGGCUUUGAUGAGUUUGCAAGGCUAUUUUCUCUUAAAACAAUGGCUUCCUCUGCCGCACUAGCUGAUUCUGUUUUUGUUACUUCCAGGGACCAACCAAACUUUUCUUUUUCUGGUUUGUUUUGUUUUGUUUUGUUUUGUUUCGGAAGAAUAACAGAGUUUUCUAGUUGGACUUGUGCCAUACUGCAGGCUCCAGCCCUGUACCUAGAAAGCCCCAGCUCUCUGGCCAGCCCCAAGGCAGGGACCCUCUGCCUGCAAGGUUGGCAGUUACUGCUUUACUAAACCUGCAGUAGGGAGCCCAGCCUGGCUCUCAGUCUGUCACCAAGGCUGCACCUCUGGUAGACACUGCUGUGAGUGGUGGCAACUGCCAUUGGCGUGGCCCAUUUCAGGUGCUCCGGUUCCAAAAUGGGGUCUUAGUCAGCUGGAAUUCAUUCCCACCUCCUCAGGAAACUGGUUGAUUUCUUCUGGCCUCACAUUCUUUUAAACAAGACCUGAGAGGAAGGAAAAGGGGAGAGGGCAUUGCCUUUCUUUUACAUGAAGUGAUGAGACCAAAGGCCCAAGGACCCCCAACCCUCGCCCUAUUUUUCCUGUCAGUCAGUCAGCCAUAUUUUGAGGGUUUGAGGUGGCAGGGGGAUGAGAGGAAGAAACCCAUUUCUUCUUUGGCUGCUGUCUUUUCUGCAAGCCUCUUUCAAAGCUCAGUUCAGUUAAACGUAUUCAUUGGACAAGUUUCCUGCUCAGCUCUGUAGUAGUGUUUUGGUGGGCCGGUCUUGCUUUUCUUUGGAGAGUACAAACUCAGACUUCUUUCUUGAGAUCUCUUCUGUAAGUGAUGAUAUCCACAAGUCAGUGCUAACAGAAUUCCCCAAAAAUGUGAAUGCUGGGGCGGGGGGCAAUGGAGAGACAGAUGCAAGAUAACAGGACAUGUGAAGAAACACCAUAAACACCCCAUUCUCAGCAGAGCCGAUAACACACAGGAACAAGACAGGCUGGGCCCUCUAGGUGAAAGGCUGCCCGAGGUGGCCCCUGCCUCAGUUCGACUGGACUGUCGGUUGGUGUCUCCUGGCUUUGUGUCUUUGAACAUUGUUGAUUGCAGUUGAUUGGGUUUUGGUUUUGUAAAUGAGUUAAUUAUACUCUCGACUCAGUAAUGGGAGGACGGAGGCUGUUCUCACUCAUGCUAACACGAGUGUCUUGAGGAAGUUGGUGAGCACCGCUGUGAUGUUGGUAGACGCUUCUUGGGUUUCUUUGGAGGUCAUUGGGCUGGCAGGGCUCUUAGGAUAGCACUGGGUAGGAGGCUCUGAGGGCUUUAAAUUCUGUUCAGAGCCAGCUCUCCUGAGGGCAGCACACUCUGGGACCCGUUUAGAAGCACAGCCACUACAGGGCUCAGAUUUUAAGUGGAUCUCCCUGCAAGUUCUGUUCAGACUACGGCUGGGCUGGUAUCCCAGUGGGCACUGCAUGCCAAGACCUACGGCUUGCCUGUGGGUCAAGAUGGAGAACGGAAAUGCUUCCUUAGGAGGGUCUACACUACGAUACCAGGUGCCCUCUGAUAGCCUUUCCCUCCUAGUCUUGGAGGAAAGAUGAUUUCAAAACACGAAGUGUGACCUUGUAGAGUCACUUACAGCAUUUGGGCCCAGCUUUGGCUCUAAGACUUAAUUGAUACAUGUUAGGGCAUGUUCAUCAGACCUCUGAACACUGGGACAAAAUUAAAAAUUAAGUUAAAAAGAAUCCCAUUUCCAGGGCCAUCUGGAUUAGGCAAGGGUGGAGGCAGAAUAAGUCUGAAGAAGUCUUUCUCCAGAAAGUGGGAAGGUAAUCAAAAUGGCCAAAAUGUCAAACCCCACGGCUGCUGGUCAUUUGGGCCGGUGAUCUUGGUGAAGUCUGUGAGUGCAGGUCCAUUUCCCUCAGGCCCCUUCUGCUGGUUAUAAUGUGAGGUGAACACCAGGGACCAUAUUGAGAAAUUGGUACCCGCUAAUUAAUACAGUCAAGCCACAGGGAGAGACCAAAAUUAAGACCCGAGAAAAGCACUGGGAGGUGUGGCCUGAAGAUCUUCUGCCCUUAAAAAACAUAAAAUCUAGUAAGAUAAUUGAGGGCUUUUAGCUCAUCCUUAUUAAGCCCAAUUUGCAAGAACACGUGUAAAAGAAAGAAACCUGUAGAAGGAAGAAAGGCCAGUCCCACACGUGAUGCGCUCAGGCUGAGGCCGUGGGGCCAGGAAGGGUGCAAGGCUUCUCAGCUGGGGCUUGUACCACAGUCUGCCAUCCUGCGUCCCCACACAGGCCCUCCCGCACCCCAGUACCGACCCCUAGCUCUAACCAUGGCAAAGAUGACCAUACCUCCUCAGCCAGCGGGGGCCGGAGGCUCAUUUUUUGACGGUGCACUUUAAAAAUUGGAAACAGUGAGAUGAGAUGAAGAAAAAUUCAAUUAAGCGGAAAUGAGUUUUGUUUUAUUGCCUGCUGCUGAAGGGCUCUGGGCACGCUGAAAGCUAAAUAAAAGCACACCACUGGCUCUCUCUUUCUUGGAUUGGUCAAGGGCCCCCCACCCCUCCUUUUUUUUUUUUUUUUUGCAAUCGUUGCUCCAACUGCUCUACCAGUGACUGGAGCCAAAGAGAGAGAGAGUCCAGCAAAGCCAUCCCAUCCCCACUCUGCUUGUUAGGACCACACUAAAAGCACAGAUUCAUGCUGCUAGCUCGGGUGAGCGGACAGCUGCAGGUGUGGGAGGGGCACCAAGCGUUCCUUCGAUUAGUGAGGCAGAACACAGGUGGACAGAGCCAGGCCACCUCCCCUCCCACCUGACGUUGCCACCUACAGGCAGGGAUCACGAGGGACUUUCCUGUGUGAGGAGGACGAUGUAUCCGGUCAGAGGCGCAGGUUCAGGGCCACAGGACCCCCGAUGCUGCUCUGAGCUCACACUUAAGACCUCAAAGUCCCAGAUCUCCUAGGCAUCGGAUUGUCGCCCCAUCCUCCAUGGUGUAAAUUUUGUACAGUUAAAAAGAAACGAAGUUGCAUUUCCUGGCAAAAAGAGAAGAAAAGGAAAAAAAAAAAAGCACCCACCCCUCCUUAUUUAUUGCCAUGUGACUUUGGAGAGCCCGACUGGUGCGUCUGUUUGUAUAUGCCUCCUGUGUGCUGGCAUGAGAUGUGUAUGGUAAAACUGUAAAAUAAAGAUGGAGAUUCUUUAGAA
Messenger RNA from Rattus norvegicus (Norway rat), 5467 nucleotides. Lineage: Eukaryota; Metazoa; Chordata; Mammalia; Rodentia; Muridae. The record is from RefSeq and is a predicted model, not a curated record.